Grosmannia clavigera kw1407 is the source of this 585-nucleotide messenger RNA. RefSeq lists its product as uncharacterized. The coding region runs from base 1 to 585 and encodes 194 amino acids. The transcript is spliced from 2 exons. The record is from RefSeq and is a predicted model, not a curated record. NCBI's taxonomy places the organism in Eukaryota, Fungi, Ascomycota, Sordariomycetes, Ophiostomatales, Ophiostomataceae.
AUGAGCUCGGCACGCUGCACAACGACCGCUGAGCCCGGAGUGCGUCUUACGGAGUACUCUGUCCGUCUCGCCCAAACGGGUCGCUUCUCGCGUCCGCCAAUUCUUGCCUCAGAUCGUCCUGGCCCCGCCCGCAUCACCGCCUGGCGGGACUCCAUCGAACCAAUCGAGAUCGGCCACUGGGAAUUGCAUGUGCAUCGGCCGCGAUGUGGCUACCACAUACAUAGUAGCAUGUACUAUGGCCACAAGCGCAGGGUCGCACGGCCGGAGCGGCGGAAGGGGCAGCGCAGCCAGAGCCAAGAGUGUCUUGGCCGACAGCACUUGCAUCUGGCCACCAUCGCCCCUCCUUUGUCCUCCAGAUCGGCCAGCGGACGUCAUCUGGAGCAGAGGGAAACGAGAGCUGGCACGAGUACAGACCGGGUUAGCUCCCAUUCCUUCGGUGGCGUCCCACUUGCUGAACCGAAGGGCCAGUACUACGAUGCCUCGUACUCCGUAACACGAGAGAAAAUAAAGGAUGGCUUACAAGUCAGCGGGCAAGAUACCCGCAGCCAAGCCGCUACGACUCCUGGUGACAGCAUGCCCAUCUAG